Messenger RNA from Neltuma alba, 1474 nucleotides. RefSeq lists its product as uncharacterized. NCBI's taxonomy places the organism in Eukaryota, Viridiplantae, Streptophyta, Magnoliopsida, Fabales, Fabaceae. The transcript is spliced from 7 exons. The record is from RefSeq and is a predicted model, not a curated record. Gene Ontology annotation, biological process: lipid metabolic process. Gene Ontology annotation, molecular function: triacylglycerol lipase activity. Bases 27 to 1457 code for a protein of 476 amino acids.
CUCUAUUUGGAUCGAUCGGCACGGCCAUGGCAUCGCGAGGCUGCCACGGGGGUUUUUCCAGCACUUACAUGUUACUGAAGCCCGAAGAAGUGCGUUUGUUUGAUCUCAUUCACAUCUUGUUCUUCCCCAACUUGCAUAAAACAAAGUUCGUGGAUUCCCCUGAAGCCACUUUCAACGAUGGCUUCCGCCACAGAUGGCUUAUUUUUAUCUCUAUCUUCGCUCAGAAAUUUCUUCAGUCCGUAGCCAAACCCCUCGCUUCCAUUGGAUCUUUCGCUGAAAUGUGGCUCAACCUCGUUUCCAGCAACCACAACCUCUUCCAGCUCCUCCUUAACUUCCUCACAGGCAAAGUUGAGAAGCCAGAUAAGACGUCAGCGAAAUAUUUGUCGUUUAUUGGAAACUUGGACAAGCGAGUGCAGUUGGAUGAUAGAAUCAGGCGUGGGGACAGCGGGUAUAAUGCUGCAGUUUGUAUGAUGGCCUCUAAAGCAGCCUAUGAGAAUGAAGCUUACCUUAGAACUACUGUCCAAGAUCGCUGGAAGAUGGAGUUCGUGGGGUCCUACGACUUCUGGAACGAAUACCAAGAAAAAGCCACAACUCAAGCUUUCAUCGGGCUGGACAAAAGUGAGGAGGUUGAUACUUACGUAGUUGCAUUCAGAGGAACAGAAGCCUUCGAUGCGGAUGCAUGGUGCUCGGAUUUGGAUAUCUCGUGGUACAAGAUUCCAGGCACUGGCAAAAUCCACGGUGGCUUCAUGAAAGCCUUGGGGCUUCAGAAGAAUGUGGGUUGGCCCAAGGAAGUCGCCGUCAGGCACGAAGAUAGUGUCAGUGAUCAUCCCCCCGUAGCCUACUAUGCAAUUAGGAACAUUCUAAGAGAUUGUUUGUCUGCGAAUAACAAAGCCAACUUCAUAUUGACGGGUCAUAGUUUGGGCGGGGCGCUUGCCAUCCUGUUUCCAGCAAUCUUAGUGUUGCACGACGAGGCCUUUUUAUUGGACAGGCUGGAUGGGGUUUACACGUUUGGGCAACCAAGAGUGGGAGACGAAGCCUUUGCAGAGUUCAUGGAACAAAAGUUGGAGGAUCAUGGGAUCAGGUAUCACAGGUUUGUUUACUGCAAUGACAUUGUUCCCAGGCUGCCUUACGACGAUCUGAUGUUCAAGCAUUUUGGGACAUGUUAUUACUACAACAGACACUACCAAGCUAAGGUAGUGAAAGAAGAGCCGAACAAGAAUUACUUCUCGCCACUGCUGGCGAUACCGAUGAUGGUGAACGCGUUUUUGGAACUAAUAAGGAGCUUCGCAAUUGUGUACAUAAAGGGAAGUGAGUACAAAGAAGGUGCUGCUUCCUUUUCUAAUUCGUGCACUUCCUUUCGUUUCCCCAUAAAUUCUAUUCCAAUCUUCGCCCAAUCUCCCACAGCUUUUUCCUCGCAGUACAAAGCCCGGUUUUUUAUUUUUGAAUUUUCCCAUUAGAGGGGACCUUCGGAUUA